This is a messenger RNA of Trichoderma harzianum CBS 226.95, 1633 nucleotides long. RefSeq lists its product as hypothetical. The record is from RefSeq and is a predicted model, not a curated record. The coding region runs from base 166 to 1326 and encodes 386 amino acids. The transcript has a single exon. NCBI's taxonomy places the organism in Eukaryota, Fungi, Ascomycota, Sordariomycetes, Hypocreales, Hypocreaceae.
CUUCGUUGCUUUGGAAGAUCAGUGUUGGUUGGUCUAUCCGGAAGGCUACAAAGACCAGCCGGUACAAUACACUGUCAAAGAUUACGCACAAAUUAUCAUCGUUCAACCACGACCUCCGAAUUUUCCACCCUAGCCCACCGUCGACGCCAUCCUUAUCUGAUCAGGAUGGCCACAACUCUCCUGAAGAUGCUCGCCGUCGCAAGCGUUCUGGUCUCUGCCGAGACUACCUGGAGUGAGAACCUUGUCCUCGCCGACUGCGGCAUCGGUCUGGGGCCAAAUGGUGGCUCUACAUCACGCGAGAUGAUGUACUACUCUGCUGAAGCUUGGGGAGCACCAAGAUACAUGAAAAACGUACCGUGGGAUGGCUCCUACCCCUGGCGUAACAGCGGCGUGUCUCAGACCCUUCCCAACGGUGAUACAUGGACCGCGUAUAUCAACAACGGCGCUGGAGAUCCAAACUUGGCUGGAUGGGCUACUCAUACAUAUGAUAAUGUCGUUCUGACAUGCUGGAGUCGGCACUUGGAUGGGCUCUUCACACUGGCCGACGGCAAGAAGUGCAGCAUGGCGUACAUCUGCAAUCAUCAGUCAGUUCCAAAUCCGUCUCCGAAUCCGCCUCCGAAUCCACCUCCAGGCCCAAUAGGCGAAAAUGCGACUCCUGGUGCCCUCAAAUACCAACCUGUAAUCGACUUUGACCAAUCAGCCUGCUACAACACCGCAGCUAUCACCAGUGGCGGGCAUUGCAACGACGGUCUCGAAAUCGGCCAAGGUGAUUGCCGCCAGUUGGAUCGCCUGUACAACAGCAACACAUACGUUCGCGAAAAGUGCACAAACGACGGCUGGUGCUUCUACCUAUACGGUUACUACUUCGAGAAGGAUGAGGGAGGCGCUCUGGCACACGGUCACAAGCACGACUGGGAGCAUCUGGCCGUCUGGACGUUCAACAACGAGGCGAAGUACCUUGCCUGGUCGGCUCAUGGAAACUAUAAAGUCAACAAACCCAACUCGGUCGAGUGGCAGGGGAAUAAUCCCAAGUUUGUGGUGGAACGCGACAUGGCCACCACCCACGCGUUCCGCAGGGCAGAAGGAAACGAGCCGCCUGAAAAUGCAUCGGGAAAAUGGUAUCGCAGUCCGUUGGUCAGUCUAGAGAGGAUGGAUGGAACACUCAAGGAGAAGAUGUUGACUCACGACUGGGGCAACGCUCAUCCUGAUCUGACUGAUGAGCGAUUUGAUAAGGCUUACUGGUCUACUUGGGAGGCUGCGAAGGCUCUCGACCAUGUUGGACCACCCCGGCCAGAUCCUUCCCCACCACCACAUCUAGAGUUGUAAGCGUAACGUACGAGAUACUACAGUGGGGGAGUAAAAGUGACGACCAGCCUCAUAGUGCACCACAUAUUGGGGCAUUAAGGAAAUAACAAAUGCCCAGGUCCUUUUUAACAGCUUUAUUACUGGCGCUGUGUACCCGGAAUUACAAUCUUCAUGUUCUUUUAGGAUGAGAAUUAUCCUUUAGUCCAGUUAUAGUUUAACUACCUUUUUAAAAAUUUAGUUACUAUAGGAAGCUAAAGUUAUUUUUGAAGUUUACAGAUCAGUCGCCUACAUGUAUAUAUUUCGUCUCAAGCUAGGUAUUCAUUAGAAC